AUGCCUACCGACUGCACUAAACGUAGUGCACAGCAUUCGCGCACAGGAAGCUCCGAAGUAGGAAGGCUUGUGCAGGAUUACGACGAACAUACGGAUCAACGGCGACCACAUGAGCUUGGAUUCGGUUAUUACUACCAGGGAGAUAUCAUGCUUCCCGAUGAGGAACAGGACGUCGCGCGCGUAUCACUCUCCGACAGGUAUUACACGUCUGUUUGGCCAAAUGCGAUCGUACCCUACUACAUUGAACCAGGGACAUUCAAGCCAAACGAGAUACUCAUAAUUGAACGAUCAAUGGCUGAGCUGCAGAGACAAACGUGCGUCCGGUUCAUACCUCGCACCCCACAAACGACACACUUCGUGCGCAUUACUAGCCGCAGCUCAGGUUGCUUUGCCUCGGUCGGGCGUCAAGAGGACAACAGUCGGAAUAUCCUUAAUCUGCAGACCCCAGCUUGUUUAUAUAGAGGAACACCGGUCCACGAGCUGAUGCACAUUUUGGGCUUCCUGCACGAAGUGAGCCGUGUCGAUCGGGACGAAUACAUUUACAUCGACAGAAAUGCUUUAAAGCCUGAGUAUCAGACGGACAGCUUCUUUAAUACCAACUUCGGAAAGGCAGCAGACGGGAUGACAACAACCUACAACAUCUCAUAUAAUUAUGGAAGCAUCAUGCAUUACAGCAAAACCGCUGGUUCAAAGGAUGGACGGCAGCAGGUGCUUUACAAUCUGAAGGAGUACAAUAAGCCUGACUUCGGAAGCGAUCAUGCAAUACCAUCGGACAUCCAGGCUAUCAAUAUGGCCAAACGGGAUCAGCCAAACGAGAUUCUCAUAAUUGAACGAUCAAUGACCGAGCUGCAGAGACAAACGUGCGUCCGGUUCAUUCCUCGCACCCCACAAACGACACACUUCGUGCGCAUUACAAACCGUCAUGCAGGCUGCUUUGCCUCGCUUGGUCGACAAGAGGACAACAGUCAGAACAUUCUUAAUCUGCAAACGCCUGUCUGUCUUUUCGGUGGAACACCGGUCCACGAGCUGAUGCAUACUUUGGGCUUCCUGCACGAAGUGAGCCGUGCCGAUCGGGACGAAUACAUUUACAUCGACCGAAAUGCUUUAAGUCCUGAGUAUAAGACGGACAGCUUCUUUGCUACCAACUUCGGAAAGGAUGUGGACGGGAUUACAACGACCUACAACAUCUCGUAUAAUUAUGGAAGCAUCAUGCAUUACAGCAAAACUGCUGGAUCAAGGGAUGGACGGCAGCAGGUGCUAUACAAUCUUAAGGAAUACGAUAAGCCUGACUUUGGAAGCAACCAUGCAAUGCCAUCAGACAUCCAGGCUAUCAAGUACCGCUACUGCAAUGCAACCAUCGAUCGCAGCAGCGUUUUCUCCACACUGCCCUUUUACCCGAAGCCAAACUAA
Anopheles darlingi is the source of this 1410-nucleotide messenger RNA. Its product is annotated as zinc metalloproteinase nas-8-like. Bases 1 to 1410 code for a protein of 469 amino acids. Gene Ontology annotation, molecular function: zinc ion binding; metalloendopeptidase activity. Gene Ontology annotation, biological process: proteolysis. The record is from RefSeq and is a predicted model, not a curated record. The transcript has 9 exons. NCBI's taxonomy places the organism in Eukaryota, Metazoa, Arthropoda, Insecta, Diptera, Culicidae.